CACUGCUGGGCACUGACUGGCGGCACUGACUGGCACAACCGCUGGGCACUGACUGGCAGCACUGCUGGGUUACACUGGUGGGUGGCACUGGUGGGCAGCACUGGUGGGUGGGCACAGGUGGGUGGCACUGGUGGGCACAGGUGGGUGGCACUGCUGGGCACAGGUAGGUGGCACUUCUGGGCACAGGUGUGUGACACUGCAGAGUGGCACAGGUGGGUGCACUGCUGGGCACAGGUGGGUGCACUGCUGGGCACAGGUGGGCGGAACUUGUGGGUGGCACUGCUGGGCACCGAUCAUCAGGGCACUGAUCAUCAGUGGCCCUGAUGAUCGGUGCCGAUCCCCGCUCUGACAACUGCCGGUUCUCGGCAGUACUUUCCUCACGAUCUGACAGCGUGAGGAAAGUGCAGCCGAGAACCGGCACUUGCAU
Messenger RNA from Staurois parvus, 427 nucleotides. Lineage: Eukaryota; Metazoa; Chordata; Amphibia; Anura; Ranidae. The record is from the annotation of a GenBank genome assembly.